AUGACCAUGUUAAAUGAGAUACUUGGUGUUUAUGGAAAAGUUGGACAAAGUGGUCGUAAUGAUGAUGAUGUUUACGACCGAUAUAGUCAUCGUUGGACAGUAAUUUUACUUGGAUUUUUUGCCAUUGCACUCAGUGCUAAACAAUUUGUUGGUGAUCCAAUUGAAUGUAUUCCACCACCGGACUUUGGCGGAACACAUAAAACUUACGUGGAUAAUUACUGCUGGAUUCACUCGACAUAUUCAAUUGAUGAGAAUGCAGCAUUAACACGAAAUUUCGUUCGUGGCGGACAAGGUUCGCGUACGACACCAUACUAUAUUUGGGUUCCUUAUAUACUAACUCUUGCUGCUCUAUGUACAUAUCUACCAGCAUGGAUAUGGCAUCUUGUCGGUCAUCGUGCAACGUUCGAUAUUCCAGCGAUGAUUCACCAAGUAGCAAAAACCAAUUUAACUGAUCCCGAGGAACGUCGAACGACAUUGAUAGUUCUCUCAAAACACUACGAGAAGGCGCAACGAUACUCGAAAUUGAAACUUGGUCAAACAGAUAAUAUUUUCAAACGAGCCCUUUCUGCUUGCAUGUUCUUUGCCGGAGGUGGAGUAUUAACAGGAAUCUAUUUUCUUAUCAAGAUUCUUUAUCUCCUGAAUGCAAUCGGUCAAUUCUUUUUAAUAAACUAUUAUCUUCAAAUUGAUUAUUUAUCCUACGGACAAAAAGUUCUCUAUGGAAUCAUGAACGGACGCGAUUGGUUGGAAAACAAAUUUAUCUUUCCACGGGUUGUCUUUUGUGAUUUUACAAUACGAUAUCUAGGUGAUAAUAAUUUAAACUACACCAUUCAAUGUGCUUUACCAGUGAAUCUGUACAAUGAACGUAUCUUUGCGUUUUACUGGUUUUGGUUAAUCUUUUUAUCCCUUGCGACAUUCUAUGGCAUUAUCGUCUGGGUUGGUAAUAUGAGUUAUCGUGGUCGUCGUGGUUUCUUGAAACGACAUUUACGUCUGAAUUUACAGUCAGAAUUGACCGAUACCGAGAAACAUUCAUUCGAUAGAUUUGUUGAUCAGCAUCUGGGUGGAGAUGGUAUACUUUUUUUGAGAUUAAUCGCUAAAAAUACCAAUCCAGUCAUUGCUGGUGAACUUCUUGGAAUCAUGUGGAAUCGUUAUGUUACACCUCCAACCCACAUCGCAGUUGUCUCAACAAAUGAAAAUGUACAACUGACACCCGAUACGUAUUUGAACGGAGGUUCUUUAGCCAAGGCGAACCCAUUGGCAAUAAAAGAUGAAUAG
This is a messenger RNA of Adineta ricciae, 1272 nucleotides long. Lineage: Eukaryota; Metazoa; Rotifera; Eurotatoria; Adinetida; Adinetidae. The record is from the annotation of a GenBank genome assembly.